Ilex paraguariensis (yerba mate) is the source of this 1473-nucleotide messenger RNA. Lineage: Eukaryota; Viridiplantae; Streptophyta; Magnoliopsida; Aquifoliales; Aquifoliaceae. The record is from the annotation of a GenBank genome assembly.
AUGAGUUUUGUAACUCUUGAUAAGUGGAGGGACUAUUUCCGGACUGCGAAUUCGGAUAUAUUUGAUAUAAUUGAACAUGCUAUUAUGGUGGCAGUCUCAGAUUGUCCCCAGGAGUUCAGAUUGAGAAGAGAUCGAAUUGCUGAGAAGUUGUUUGCUUGUAAAUUGACCAAGUGUUCAGGGUGCGAUCGGGUGGAGUUGGCAGAGCCUUGUGAUGAUAAGGAUGAGGGAUGUAAGAGUGGGUUGAAUAGAGAUGGGUGUGAAUUUGAGGCUGGUCGUAAUAAGGAGAGCAAGGUGGAUAGUACUAUAGAUGAUCAUGAUCAGGAUCAUGGAGAAAUGAAUAUGAACCAAGUUAGCAAUUACAGCUUUGGAGAAGCAGAGGCAUUGACUGACCAGAUUGAAGAAGAAAGUCAGAUUGUUGGGGAGGUCUUGAGGAUCAAAGAGAUAUUUGAUAACAAUCAAGAUGAGUCUGAUCAAAUCUUAUUUGAUUCACUGAGGAGGCUUCAACUGAUGGCUCUGUCUGUUGAAACUCUAAAGGCUACGGAGAUUGGCAAAGCUGUUAAUGUUCUCCAAAAGCAUGGAUCAAAGCAGAUUAGGCAUCUUGCACGAACACUGAUUGAGGGGUGGAAAGUUAUGGUAGAUGAGUGGUUGGAUGCUACAGCAGCAGUUGCAGAAGGAACACCAGAGUCUCUGAACCCGUCAACUGUUGAUGAAGAGGAGGGGCUACCUUUUCCUCCGCUGGAUGAAGCAGUCUUUUUUGCUACUCAGACUACUUCAAUAGAGCUCUCUCAGUUCUUUGAUGGCAUGGAUGAUGAUGGAAAUCCUCGAAACAGUGGGGAAUUCAACAAGAACCACGAAUAUGGUAGAAAGCCAUCACGAGAGAACCAAAAUAUUGCCAAGCAUAAUCCACAGUUCUCCCAUGAGGUUCCUCCCAAGGACAAGAAGUGUGAGCAGGAUAAGAAGAGUGCACAAAUAAAGAAACAAGAAGCUGUGAUGAAGAAUCAAGCAACUGUUAUGAAACCAAAUAAGUCUGCCAGUGCUGCAUCCAGGCCAGGUAGACCUACAAAACUGAGUGUGGAAGAAAGGUUUAAUGACGAGACCAAAUUACUUAAAAAAUCAGACCAAGUCACAAUCCAGAAGAGGAUGUCGGAUUCUCAACAGGAUAAAUCAAGGUGUUCAGAUGAGCGCGAUGUAAAGCUUGAAGCUGCGAAAAGGAAGCUCCAUCAGAGCUACCAACAAGUUGCGAAUGGUUUGUCUACUUACCUUUUACUCGUUUAAGUUUUUUUGGUUUUUAUUUGAUACUACUACAUGGACAAUGGUGAAUUUGCAACAAAACCCACUUUUAAUGCUUAUUUAAACAAAGCCUGAAAAUUGGAAAGGGUUAUGAUUACAGGAAAUUUAUCUCCGUCAGUAAUUUUUUAGCUUAAUAUGACUAGUUUUGAGUUUCAUUGAUAGUAAUCGUAAUUCUUCUUAACA